UCACCCCCACAUGUGCGCCAUGGCGGCCCGGCCCAGACACCUGGCGCCCCUCGACCGCAUCGCCCGGGGCGCGCUCCCCUCCGACCACCCGCCGCCGCCGCCCGCCGCGCUGCACGCCCUCCUCCUCCGCUCGCAAGCCGCGGCCGCCGAGCCCGCUCUCGUCCGCUCGCUCAUGAACAGAGCCAUCAGCCACCUCUCCAAGCCGCGCCCGCGCGCCGCGCUCGGCCUGCUCCUCCUCAUGCCGCGCCUGCCCGUCUCCCCCGACCACUUCACCCUCCCGUUCGCGCUCAACGCCGCCGCGUCGCUCCGCGUCCUCCCGCUCGGCGCCUCCCUCCACGCCGUCGCCAUCCGCCUCGGGCUCCUCCCUCUCCGCCUCCCCGUCGCCAAUGCGCUCGUCGAUCUCUACGCAAAGUGCGAGGACUUCCCCGCCGCGCACGCUGCGCUCGCGGACAUCCCCGCUCCCGACGCAGUCUCCUUCAACUCCCUUCUCUGCGCGCACGCCCGCAACGCCUCCGUGGCUUCCGCCGAGUCCCUCUUCACCGCCAUGCCCAGCAGAACCCAUGUCUCCUGGAACGCCAUGGUGGUCGUCUACGUCAAUGCUAAUGACCUCGUAUCUGCUCGCCGUGUGUUUGAUGAAAUGCCUAUAAGAGACAUGACCUCGUGGACGGUGCUGAUUGUUGGGUACUGUAAGCGCGGGUUGGUCCAGAAUGCGCGCGAGCUGUUUGAUAAAAUGCCGGAAAAGAAUCUUGUGGCUUGGGCCGCAAUGAUUAAUGGUUAUGCACAGACUGGGCAGCCAAAGGCGGUACUUGCUUUGUUUAGGAAAUUGGAGUCUGCUGGGUUUGAGCCUGAUGCAGCCACAAUGGUUGGGGUUAUUUCUGCAGUUGCACAGAUAGGCAGCACGGAGUUGGCUGGGUGGGUCGGAGCUUAUGUUGACAGGAAGAAGAUUGAAAGGAAUGUUAAGAUUCUUACAGCAUUAGUAGAUAUGCAUGCCAAGUGUGGCAAUGUUGAGCAGGCACUGAGUGCUUUUAGGGAGAUUGCACAGCCUGAUGCCUAUCCAUACACAGCAUUGAUUAGUGGGCUGGCAACUCAUGGGCAUGCAAAGCUGGCACUCCAAGUGUUCGAAAGGAUGCAGGCUCAGACCGUCUUGCCGGACCCUAUCACUUUUGUUGGUGUGCUUACUGCAUGCAGCCAUGCGGGGCUUGUCGAUAAGGGACUGGAGUAUUGGGAGGCAAUGGUGCGGGAUUAUGGAAUUGAGCGCCGUGCGGAUCACUAUGCCUGUGUCGUAGACAUGCUCGGGCGAGCAGGGAGGAUUGAGGAGGCAUUCGAGAUGGUUGAAACAAUGCCAAUGGGGCCACAUCCAGGGGCUCUUGGUGCACUGCUGAGUGCCUGCAAGACAUAUGACAAUGUUGAGAUCGCAGAAAUUGUUGCAAAAAAGCUUUUUGAUUUGGAACCUGGUAACACUGGGAACUAUAUACUGCUUUCAAAUAUAUAUGCUGGGAAAGAACUGUGGGAGGAGGCAGAAAGAGUCAGAUCUCUAAUGAGAACAAAACUGCCGUUUAAAAAUCCAGGAUCCACUUGGGUUGAGGAUCGACAGAGGGAGCAUGCCAAGAUGUCCCUUAACGGCUGAGAAUCAGUUGAAAUAGGUACACUGCUUUUGAUUUGGAGAUAGUGGAAGCUAGGCAGUCUUAAAAUAAAACAUAGCUAUUUAACAGUUAGCAAAGCAAGAGCUUCAUAUCAGCUUGCCACUGAGGUAUCUUUUCUCCCUUCACAGCUCAUGACUUCAUGUCAUAUCUGAAACAUACUGUGAUAAAUUAUUUUGAUCCAUAUAGGUGCUGACCAAGUUGAUUUCUUAUACGAAGUGUAGUUAUAUCCUAAUAUACUUAGACAGCAGAGCAUAAAGCCUAACACUUGCAACGAAGCUCUACAUCUAGAAUAGGUGCUAUAGCAAGAGGUCUUAUAUAUGAUUCACCAAGUUUUAGUAAUAGGAGUGGUUAUACUUCAUUAGAAUUUAAAUGAUACACCUUAGUACUUGUUACUCAAGGGGUUCAGCCGGAGAACCGCCUGAUAUAGUUUUUCAAAACAUUCUGAGUAGGAAAAACUAGGAUCACUUGCAAACUAUAUCAGAAAGCAGUAUCCUCAUGAAGCGAAAUUAUUAUUUACAGUGAGCACUCCACAUGAAUGAGUGUAUAUUGGUCUUGAUGACUGA
Panicum virgatum (switchgrass) is the source of this 2206-nucleotide messenger RNA. Its product is annotated as putative pentatricopeptide repeat-containing protein At5g37570. The coding region runs from base 11 to 1627 and encodes 538 amino acids. NCBI's taxonomy places the organism in Eukaryota, Viridiplantae, Streptophyta, Magnoliopsida, Poales, Poaceae. The transcript has a single exon. Gene Ontology annotation, molecular function: protein binding; RNA binding. The record is from RefSeq and is a predicted model, not a curated record. Gene Ontology annotation, biological process: RNA modification.